Carassius auratus (goldfish) is the source of this 2797-nucleotide messenger RNA. Its product is annotated as gastrula zinc finger protein XlCGF57.1-like. The transcript has 3 exons. Gene Ontology annotation, biological process: regulation of DNA-templated transcription. Gene Ontology annotation, molecular function: DNA-binding transcription factor activity, RNA polymerase II-specific; RNA polymerase II cis-regulatory region sequence-specific DNA binding. The coding region runs from base 283 to 1500 and encodes 405 amino acids. NCBI's taxonomy places the organism in Eukaryota, Metazoa, Chordata, Actinopteri, Cypriniformes, Cyprinidae. The record is from RefSeq and is a predicted model, not a curated record.
ACGAGGCACGAUCAACCCCCGGAAGUGACAGUAGAAACACGACUGGCCCUAGCAUGCACCAGCACGCCCGCUAUUAGACCGACAGAGGAAACACGAUCAGAUCAUCCCACACAAAUCCAUCACUGAAGCUCCUCCCACAUCAGUCACAUCAUCAGUGAAGCUCCUCCCACAGCAAUAAAUGCUGGAAUAUCUCCUUCAGUUUCCAAGUGAAGACAAGCAUCAAAUCAUCAGGAAGAGCUGAAAUCUGUAAAGACUGAGUUUAUUAAAGAGGACAGAGAGAAGAUGAGAGAUCCAGAACCCUGCAGAAUCAAACACACUGAAGAUACUCAAGAACUAACAGAGCUGAUCGAGGAGAACGAGGAGAAUGGAGAACUGAGUAAAGUGGAGGAGAAACGCCAUGAUAAACCUGGAGAAAAACCUGUGAGUCACUCAAAGACUAAAAAUAAUUUUUUAAAGACAAGAGGAGUCAAGAAAUCUUUCAUCUGCACUCAGUGUGGAAAGAGUUUCACACAAAAACAAAAUCUUGAUGGUCACAUGAGAGUUCAUACUGGAGAGAAACUGUUUACAUGUGAUCAAUGUGGGAAGAGUUACCCACGAUCAUCAAAACUUAAGAGACACAUGAGUAUCCACACUGGGGAGAAACCAUACUCUUGUGAUCAGCGCGGAAAGACAUUCGUAUACAAAGAAAUUCUUAAGAGUCACAUGAUAGUUCAUACUACAGAAAAGCUGUUUACAUGUGAUCAAUGUGGGAAGAGUUUCAAACAAUCAAGACAUCUUAAGAGACACGCGAAGAGCCAUACUGGGGAGAAACCAUACUUUUGUGAUCAGUGUGGGAACAGUUUCAGUGGAUCAGGAAGCCUUAAAGUACACAUGAGAAUCCACACGAGAGAAAGACCAUUCAAAUGUGAUCAAUGUGGGAAGAGUUUCACACAAUCAUCAAACCUUAAGAAACACACGAUGAGCCACACUGGGGAGAAACCAUACUCUUGUGAUCAAUGUGGGAACAGUUUCAGUGGAUCAGAAAACCUUAAAGUACACAUGAGAAUCCACACGAGAGAAAGACCAUUCAAAUGUGACCAAUGUGGGAAGAGUUUCACUCGAUCAUCACACCAUAGUAGACACAUGAGGAUCCACACUGGAGAGAAACCAUUUAUGUGUGAUCAAUGUGACAAAACAUUUCAUAGGGCAUCAGGCCUGAAGAGGCACAUCCUGGUUCAUACAAAGGAGAAGCCACAUUUGUGUUCUGAAUGUGGAAAGAGAUUUAAACAUAAGCAAAUGUUACAGGUACAUCAGAAAAUACAUACUGGUGUGAGAGAGUACAUGUGUUUUGAGUGUGAAAAGAUGUUUAUGUCAGCAACCGGUUUAAAACUGCAUGAGAUGAUUCACACUGGAGAAAAACCCUACACAUGUAAUCAGUGCAGAAAGAGUUUCAGACAAAAGUCAUCUCUUAAGUCUCACAUGAGAGAUCACAUCAUAGAGGAGCUGCCCACGUGUGAAUAGUUUACCUAAAUUGAAAAUGAAAUUCUGUCAUUAAUUACUAACCUUCUUGUCCAAACCCAUGAGAUCCUCAUUCAUCUUCACAUGAAUGAGGAUCCAUGUUACAUCAGUGGUACAAUUGUAAUUUUACAAAGCUAUGAGAAAGAAAUGUUUUGUGUGUGUGCAAAGAAAACUAAAAUGUGGACAAAGGAUUUAUGGAUUGGGAAUGGCAUGAGGGUUAAUAAUGACAGAAUUUUAAUUUUUGGGUGAACUAACCUUUUAAGGGUUAGGAAACAUUAUAUGGUGCACCUUCUGGAGCACUCAGGUUGUUCUGGGAAUUUUUAGGUGACUGUUACUUUAGGAUUUUCCCUCUAGGUCAGCAUUGCCAUAACGUUUAAAGGACAUAGAGUAUUAUUUCUUUGCUAGUCUUUAUGUCCUCCCAUCAUGUUUACUGAAUGUGCUAAAGAACCUUUAGUAACAUUACAGAGAACUGCAGCACUUAUUUUACGAUGGCACUUGGUCUGCAGAACCAUAAUCAAGCAUAAGCACUGUCAUGCUUAACUAGGUGUAGAUGUAAUGAUGCACCUCGAGCCAUUUGAAAAUUGAUUCAAAUAUUUAAUGAUUCUAAUUGGUUGAGAUGCUAAAUAAAUUGUGAAACAUCUGAGGGUAGGAGUUUAUAUGAAUGUAUCUCUGAGGGGAACUGACUGUCUUUAGAAAGGUUUAGAUUGCAUUUUCUUUUAAUCUUGUCUAUAAAUGACGCAUAUUUGAAGUAGUGUUCAUAAGUGCAGCACUACUUUGUUUACAGCGGUACCCCAGGAAAAUCUGUAUUGCUGCUGUUCAUAAGCGCCACCUGCUGACAGAGAGUGAUUUUGCAUCUCAUUCAGCUCAUCUGCUGUUUGUUUCGUGCAGAUAUUUUUUAUGAAUAGUUACACAUAAUGGAAGACCACAGGCAAAGCCUUAGUUUGCUUGUAUGAAGAGACUUAUUUUAUUUGUGUUACUUAUUAGAUUUUUUUCUUUUUAAUUGCUAAUUUAGUUGUUAUUUUAGUUUUACAAAGAAACUUGCAGCAUUUUGUUCAAGCAAUAGCCUAAUAAAAGGACAACUUUUGAUUUACUGUUUAAUUUGUCUCAUAUUUUAAAAGAAAUCUUGAAUUGUCAAAUAAAAAACGGGAAUUGUAUGAUAUCAUGAGCUGAAUAAAUGAUUACGUUACUUUGCUCAACACAUAUACAGUGGGUAUGCGCAUCUGUGUGUCUAUACUGUCCAUAUUCAGGAGGUGCUGAAAGUUGUUCAUCUGCUGCCUGAAAAUAAAAUAAAAAAUACAUA